AUGACGGUGACCAAUGAGCAGUUUCUUUCGGAGCUCACCAAGCUGUUCGAGGAAAGCACGUCAAAGCACUCGGUGUACGUAUCCUCGAAGAAAGCACCAGCAUCAGCGGCCAAGGACGAUGAUGUGGACAUGACGCCUUCCUCGUCCUGUGGCCUCACAGAUGCGAUCCUCUUUCGAGCCACCAACGGAGUUUCAGGAAGCGGCAAGGUCAAGAUCAGCACGUUGGUGCCUGCUUCCAAGCUAGCCAGCUUCCAGGGCGCGUAUUUGCCCUUGCUAAGGACUCAUUUGUCGAAUGGACUCAAGAAACGUGACAAGGCAAGAGAGAGAAAGAUGGACAAAGCUCGCGAGCAGAGCCGCAAAAAGCUGAUUGAGACAGUGGACGGCAGGGACAAGAUCAUCACCAACAAGAUGGGCAGCAAACGAGGUGCGGGCCGACGCAAGCGACAACGUGCGCUCAAGAAGGGGCUCGCACUGCGAAAGGAAAAAUCCAAAGAGGCCAAGCGAAAGGUUCAAGCAGCCAAAACAGCCUAG
This is a messenger RNA of Mycosarcoma maydis (corn smut), 531 nucleotides long. RefSeq lists its product as uncharacterized. Gene Ontology annotation, biological process: SRP-dependent cotranslational protein targeting to membrane. The coding region runs from base 1 to 531 and encodes 176 amino acids. The record is from RefSeq and is a predicted model, not a curated record. The transcript is spliced from 2 exons. NCBI's taxonomy places the organism in Eukaryota, Fungi, Basidiomycota, Ustilaginomycetes, Ustilaginales. Gene Ontology annotation, cellular component: signal recognition particle, endoplasmic reticulum targeting. Gene Ontology annotation, molecular function: endoplasmic reticulum signal sequence receptor activity; 7S RNA binding.